AUGAAGGAAAAGUCUAAGAAUGCUGCGAAGACUAGACGAGAGAAAGAAAAUGGAGAAUUUUAUGAACUGGCGAAAUUAUUGCCUCUGCCCUCUGCCAUCACCUCACAACUGGAUAAGGCUUCAAUCAUUCGACUUACCACCAGUUACCUGAAGAUGAGAGCAGUGUUUCCAGAUGGUCUCGGGGAGGCUUGGGGUCAACCAUCAAGACUCAGCCCUCUAGAUAGCAUGGCUAAAGAGCUGGGAUCCCAUCUGUUACAGACUCUAGACGGCUUUGUAUUUGUUGUUGCCUCUGAUGGGAAAAUCAUGUAUAUCUCUGAGACCGCGUCGGUCCACCUUGGCCUGUCCCAGGUGGAGUUGACAGGAAACAGUAUAUUUGAGUACAUUCACCCGUCAGACCAUGAUGAGAUGACUGCAGUCCUCAGCGCCCACCAACCUGUCCCCCAUCACUUUCUUCAAGAAUACGAAAUGGAGCGUUCCUUUUUCCUCAGGAUGAAGUGUGUUCUGGCCAAGCGUAAUGCAGGACUGACGUGUGGUGGAUAUAAGGUGAUCCACUGUAGCGGCUACCUGAAGAUCCGACAGUACUUGAUGGAUGUGGCGAUGUACGACUCCUGCUACCAGAUCGUGGGGCUGGUGGCGGUGGGCCACUCCCUUCCCCCCAGCGGCAUCACAGAGAUCAAGCUCCACAGCAACAUGUUCAUGUUCCGGGCCAGCCUGGACCUCAAACUCAUCUUCCUGGAUUCCAGGGUGGCUGAGCUGACAGGGUACGAACCCCAGGACUUGAUAGAGAAGACUCUCUACCAUCACGUCCACGGCUGUGACGUGUUUCAUCUGCGCUACGCUCACCAUCUACUGCUUGUGAAAGGGCAGGUCACCACUAAGUACUACCGUAUGCUGUCCAAGCAUGGGGGCUGGGUGUGGGUGCAGAGCUACGCCACCAUCGUCCACAACAGCCGCUCGUCGCGUCCGCACUGCAUCGUGAGCGUUAACUACGUCCUGACGGAGAUAGAAUACAAGGAGCUGCAGAUGUCUCAGGAGCAGAGCAGAGCCACAAAGCCGUCUCUCUCCUACAAGGCUGGCCUGGCCUCCUCUCAGGACUCACGCAAACAGCUCAAGACCAAAGCAGUCAAGAUCAAAACCAAAGUCAAGAUGGUGCCCUACCCUCAGCCCAACAGCUCAUACCACACAGACAAGCUGGACUGCUCCCCUCAAGGUGGAGGGUGGAAAGAAAGCCCUCCCUACUCCCUAACCCCCUGCCAGGAGCAAAGUCCUGCCCCCGAGUCUGGGGAGGUCCCCUGUGGAGCCCCGUAUGGCCUGUCCUUACCCUACUCCUACGGACACCUGCACCACGAGCCCCAGAGGAGGAUACGAACGACCGCCACCUCGCCUUCACCCUCGCCCUCACCCAGCCAGGCUGCGCAUCAGCUGCUCAGCUCGCUGCAUGCCCGCGCGGGGGGUGAGGGCCACUGGAGUGGCCAAUCCAAGACAAGUCACAGCCUCCGCCUGAGUCCAUCCUCUGCUGUGUCCUGCACAGCCAGCGCAGUUUACCCAGUGGGCGCCCCAUCAGCAACGUCAAUGGUGAUGUCUAGCAGGAGGUACCCUGGCGAGACACACCAGGACAACUUCUCCAGCUGCCCCACAUCACGUCCUAGCAGCAGGUUUAAAGAAGAGCCUUACGAACACCACACACUCUGCCAGAGCAAGGCUUCCACCGAGGCCCAUCCCCUGGUGCAGCCCCAGCCACAGGUCAUAAAAGAGGACACCAAGCUACCGUUCAGCCGAGACCCUCUCCACAAAGCCUCCAGAGGUGGUGGUUGUUCCAUGGGGGAGAAGCCGCUGUCUUGCCCCCUGCUGAGUGGCUCUGUGGUGGGGAAGGGAAGCUGCGAGCAUCCCCGGUCUCUCCACGGCUUGGGACAGCCCUUUCCUAUGCAGGUGGUGCUGGAGCAGAGGAGGAGACUGUGUAUGAUGGAGGCACCUUAUGCCAACACUGCCGGUGGACUCCCAGAUCAUUUGGACUGCAACGGGGAGAGGGGGACCCCCAAGCUCCAGGAGCCUGAGGUGGGGGAGGAGGACAGACGGAUGUGGAUGGGGGUUGGGAUGGGGGUGGGUGUGGGCGUUGGAGUUGGCCUUCCAGCCCAGGCGCCUUACGUGUCGUUGAACCUUCACCAUGUCCUGGCCAAACACAGCCCCUUUCAGGCCCCGCCUUACACCGCUGCACUUAGUCACUUGACAGACAGCUACGGUUACCGCGCUGAAGAGAUGGUCUCGUACGGCUACAAGGGCCAAAGCCCCGCCUCUAGCUCAUCUCCUGAGACACACAGGGAGAUCCCGCAUUACAUUGGCACAUCCGUCAUCAUUACCAAUGAGAGGUGA
Messenger RNA from Osmerus eperlanus (European smelt), 2370 nucleotides. RefSeq names its product SIM bHLH transcription factor 2 (gene sim2). Gene Ontology annotation, molecular function: DNA-binding transcription factor activity, RNA polymerase II-specific; protein dimerization activity; RNA polymerase II transcription regulatory region sequence-specific DNA binding. Bases 1 to 2370 code for a protein of 789 amino acids. Lineage: Eukaryota; Metazoa; Chordata; Actinopteri; Osmeriformes; Osmeridae. The transcript is spliced from 11 exons. The record is from RefSeq and is a predicted model, not a curated record. Gene Ontology annotation, biological process: regulation of transcription by RNA polymerase II.